Propithecus coquereli (Coquerel's sifaka) is the source of this 1065-nucleotide messenger RNA. It is a transcript of the gene NOX5, whose product is annotated as NADPH oxidase, EF-hand calcium binding domain 5. The record is from RefSeq and is a predicted model, not a curated record. Gene Ontology annotation, cellular component: plasma membrane; NADPH oxidase complex. Gene Ontology annotation, biological process: superoxide anion generation; defense response. Lineage: Eukaryota; Metazoa; Chordata; Mammalia; Primates; Indriidae. Gene Ontology annotation, molecular function: superoxide-generating NAD(P)H oxidase activity.
AUGGGGCCCUGUCCAGGAAGCGUAGCCAGCUCCGGAGGAUGCAGGGAGACGCAGUGGUUCGGAAAGGACAAGGUGGAGGGAGAGAGCGAGUUUGGGGGCUCUGCCACUCUGCCCGGCCAGGUGCUGAUGCUCAGGCGCUGCUUCACGUGACUGCAGGCCACAUGGCUAGCUCGGGUCCUGCCACUGGGCCAGAACAUCCAGUUCCACCAGCUCAUGGGCUGUGUAGUGGUUGGGCUCUCCCUCAUGCACACCGUGGCCCAUGUUGUGAACUUCAGAAACCUCCAGGCUCAGGCAGAGGUAACCCUGGGCCAGUUCUGGGAGCUGCUGCUCACCAAGAGGCCUGGCAUUUGCUGGGUGCGCGACUUGUCCCCGAGGGGCGUUGCUCUGCUCACCUGCUCCAGCCCCUGUGUCUGCACGAGCAGCCACUUGGAGGUGUUCUAUUGGACCCACCUGUCCUACCUCCCCAUGUGGCUCCUGCUCAUCUUGCAUGGGCCCAAUUUCUGGAAGUGGCUGCUGGUCCCUGGCAUCUUGUUCUUUCCGGAGAAGGCCAUCGGGCUGACAGUGUCCCACAUGGCAGCCCUGUGCAUCAUGGAAGUCAAUCUCCUCCCCUCAAGUGGUCAGGGGACGGAGCGGGUGCACCUCACAGAAAGACUCAAAGUGACUGUGUUUGGGGACACCAUCUGGCUACACAUCUGGUCCCAAGGCCAGUAGAUAAACAGGUUGUAUGAGUCCUUCAAGGCAUCAGACUCUUGUUCAUUCAUCCAGUUAGGAAACGGCUGCUUCCUGGAGCUGCACAUGUACAUGCCAGCUUCACUGGGCAAGAAUGACAUGAAGGCCAUUGGCCUGCAGAUGGUCCUCCAUCUCCUGGUCAAGAAGGAGAAGGACUCCAUCACAGGGCUCCAGACGCGCACCCAGCCUGGGCACCCUGACUGGAGCAGGGGCUUCCAGAAAGUGGUCAUUGAGAAGGGCAAGGUGCAGCUCUUCUGCGGCUCCCCAGCUCCGGCCAAGGUGCUGUCGGGCCAUGGCCAGCAGCUCAGCUUCACAUCCUUCCAAGAGAACUUCUAG